GAUUCUGAUGAUGACGAUGAUGAUGAUGAGGAUGAUGAUGACGAUGACGAUGAUUCCUGUGAUGACGAUAAUGAUGAUGAUGAUGAUGAUGAUGAUGAUGAUGAUGAUGAUGAUGAUCGAUGAUGAUAAUGAUGAUGAUGAUGAUGAUGAUGAUGAUGAUGAUGAUGAUGAUGAUGAUGGAUGA
This is a messenger RNA of Echinostoma caproni, 184 nucleotides long. The record is from the annotation of a GenBank genome assembly. Lineage: Eukaryota; Metazoa; Platyhelminthes; Trematoda; Plagiorchiida; Echinostomatidae.